Lineus longissimus is the source of this 4345-nucleotide messenger RNA. RefSeq names its product high affinity copper uptake protein 1-like. The record is from RefSeq and is a predicted model, not a curated record. NCBI's taxonomy places the organism in Eukaryota, Metazoa, Nemertea, Pilidiophora, Heteronemertea, Lineidae. The transcript is spliced from 6 exons. Gene Ontology annotation, molecular function: copper ion transmembrane transporter activity. Gene Ontology annotation, cellular component: plasma membrane. Gene Ontology annotation, biological process: copper ion transmembrane transport. Bases 243 to 851 code for a protein of 202 amino acids.
GUACAGUGAAAGUCGGAAGAAGGAGGAAGCAAGGUCAAUUUUGGUCGAUUUAUCUGCGGUAAACAAGAAAUAUAUAGUGGAUCUUAGUGUAGGAUACGUCAAUUAGAUCAGGCAGACUGUUUCGUGGAUACCUCACUCGCUUCAGUUUGUCUUCCCUGGUUGUAGCCCUGUUGCUAGUCUUUGUCAUCUUGCGGGGCUUGGAAUUUGGCGGAUUAAAGCAGUAUAAAGAAUUCAAAAUUGAGAUGGAUAAGAUGGGUGAGAUGGGUCACAUGACCACAGGGAUGCCAAUGGACCACAGCACGAUGAACCACACUGGUAUGGACCACAGCAUGAUGAACCACACUGGUAUGGACCACAGCAUGAUGAACCACAGUGGUAUGAGUAUGAUGAUGAUGAAGAUGUACUUCCACACUGGUGUGGAAGAAACUGUACUGUUCCAACAAUGGAAGAUUACAAAUGUCGGAGAAUUGAUAGGGUCCUGUCUUGGUAUCUUCUUCUUCGCCAUACUCUAUGAAGGUCUCAAGGUAUUGCGGGAGCAUUUGUUGAGGAAGUAUAAUGUACAUAUGCGUUACAAUUCAUACCCAGUCCCCAACAGUAAUUCAACCUCGUCACAUGAUGCCAUGAUCAUGGAAACACAUAAAGUAGCACAAGCAAAGUUGUGCAGCUGGCCGCACUUCCUCCAGACGUUACUCCACAUUGUACAAGUUGUCAUGAGUUAUUUCCUGAUGUUGAUAUUCAUGACGUAUAACAUCUGGCUUUGUCUAGCGGUGGCGCUAGGAGCAGGAGGAGGAUAUUUUGUUUUCGGAUGGAAAAAAGCAAUAGUGGUGGAUGUCAAUGAACACUGCCACUAACAUAAUGAUUACUUGACGGUCAAUUAGUUAAUUAUUAUCAUAUAUUUUUGUAAAAUCUUAAAAAGGAUAUAGUUGACAUUUGACAAAAUUGUGAUAUUAAAAGCGUCUUGUAAUUUUAUGUUUUAAAACUAGACGUGGUCUUAUCAUCAUUAUCCAGCAUGUAACCUUUGUUUGCUUUUGCUGUAUCCUUUUUUUAGGGCAACUGUAUGAUCAUUGAUAGUAUAGCAUGAGUAGGAACAGUUGCUUCCUUAUGUAUUGUUUUCACCUGUUGAUCAUUUUUGAAGACAUGAUGUUGGAGCGAUGUCAGGAAAGAUGUCUAAUCGCAGGCCAUGCUUGGUGCCAGAUGAUAGGUCAAUAUAUCAAACAGGGGAAAACCCACGUCAAAAGUAAUCUCUGUGGCGGCAAAAACAUUGUGGUUGGCCUGGAGCCAUACUGAAUGUGAAUUCCAAUUAUUUUGGGACCAGUCGGCAUUUGAAUAGGCAAAUCACUGCUGAUUUGUCUUCCUGGUGAAACAUGACUUUUGGAACUUAUGAGAACUUUUUGCAUUAUGGUUAAUUGCAGUUGAUUACCAGUAGGCAGGUAGUUGAGGCAGUGUGAAGGCUGUUUCACAUACACAUGUUAUAUCAGCAGUAAGUUCUGAUAUAAACACGUUAUAUCAGCAGUAAGUUCUGAUGGUUGAAGGCUGUUUCACAUACACAUGUUAUAUCAGCAGUAAGUUCUGAUGGUUGAAGGCUGUUUCACAUACACAUGUUAUAUCAGCAGUAAGUUCUGAUGGUUGAAUCUUUGUGUGUUAUGUGCAAAAGUGGUCAGCGUCUCAUUUGUUCUAUUUGAAGAGUUGGCUCAUUCGACCAUGACUAAUAAAUUACUUUGCUGAAAUAUUUAAAUUGUAUUUUAAACCGUCCCAAUGACUUUUGGCCAAGUAGACAAUGGGUGAUAUGAAUAAAGAUAGUACCUUAACUGAAAACUUAUGUAUUUAUUUACACAAGGUUUUUCAGUUAACAUGGAAGUGUAAGGUAUUAAUCAUUAUUCAUGUCACCCAACGAUGAUAUCUUGUGGCUUCUUUUCAUUCUGUUUACUUAAGGUGCGCUACAUCAUUUAGGGAUAAACCUCUCUAUUUUCUCAAGCCCUCAUUUAUUGGUGCCUAACUCUCACCGAAUGAUUAACUCUUUUGUUCACAGAAGUUGGUGAAGAGACAUUUUCUCACAUUUUAAAAUGAGAGGAAAGAAAUAGUGACAUUUGCCUUCAAAUGAUACUCAAAAUGGAUCAUGUUCAAAAAAACUUUGGACUGUGCAUUGUUUUCUGAAAUGAUUUAGUUUUUUUAACACAACCUAUAAAUCAAAAUGGAAUGAAAUGUUUCAAUUGGUUGGAUGACCUAUGUCAGGAAAUAAUAUAUUAAUUCUUGCUAAAAUGGUUAGAUAGGGUACUCAUAUAUUGUGAUCUAUAAAAUCACAAAUUUUCUAUUGGCAGUAUUUUAGUUUGAUGUGUUGGCAGUAUACCAACCUGUCAUAUCUGUGUGUCACUGACUGUUAAUUCGACCAACUGUUCCCACGGAUAGUUUAGUAAAUGUUUGCUGAGGCAGGUUGUGUGCUUUCCUGCCAUUAUCAGACAACUUCUUUUGUUUGUACACAGGCCUACAUGUUCAUAAACAGUUACUUUGUUUGUACAGGUCCGUGACCUUUUAAUUGGGACAUCACCAUCUGAAUUCUGUUGAUUUUGAUUCUGGAUAAUGUCUUGCAGAAUGUUUGUUUUGUUAAAGGUAGUCUAGACAGGAACCGGAGGAGUCAGAUUAACUAUGUAGUUUAACAGAGUCCCGUCUGUCUGAUCUGACAGACAGUAUAUCUCGUAGAUGUAAAGUUUGUUAGCAGUGAGAUUAUCGCUCUUGAUAGGUUUUGAACGUCGUCACCAUGGUGGCAUGACUUUCAUGCUUGCUUUGUGUACAAGUCUGUUUUCCCACCUGUACCCAGUCUUCACUUGAUAAAUUUGUAUAUUUGCAGAAACUUUAAAUCACACCUGAUUAUAAUAUGAAUAUUAUGUGAAGAGUUGUAUGUGCAGGAUGAACUCUUGGUGUGAUUCUUUCUUUUGACUGGUUGAUUUAGAAGUUAGGUGAUUUGUCUGGUCUGCAUGAUAAAUCAGUAAAUCAUAAGAGUGAAUUCAGUAAUUUUUGUCAGAAUUCUAUGGGUGAAAAAUAAAAGACGAUUUAGUUGAUAAGUUACAUGUAACAAACUUUGUUGAUGUCUAGUGUACUUUGGAUAUUAAUCUAAAUUUUAAUGUGGAGUAUUAUAGUGGGGUAGGAGGGGUGUAGUUGACCUUUAAGUGUCAUCCUUUCAUGCACAAAGCUUUCUUCCAAAUUCUCCAACCUUUCCACGGGCUUAACAGUAUUUAUUUCAAUUACAUUGUACAUGUACAUGUAUCGACAGUUUGUCUUGAACAGUUUUUUCUAACAAACAUGUAAGUCCUUUUACUCUUCAGAAACUUAGGCCUCUCUCGCUACUCUUCCAAAGCAUAGGCCCCAGUAGUUCACAUGACAGUUAUAUCUUUAAAACAUUCAUUCUCGACUGAAUCUGAACUAUUGUAGAAUAGAUCAUUUAUAGUUGAUGCAUUGCAUGAAUGAUUCUGAUUAUCUUCACAUCAGAGAGUGUUCCAAAUAUGAGCUUUGUCCUAGACAACUUUGUAUCCGAGAUGUGGUAAGCUUCUUUAGUCAACCUAUAUGCUAAGUCAACUGUUUGUGAAUUGUUUAUUUGUGGGCUGUAAAUCUAUCUAGAAUGUUCAAAAUGACGACCAAUGUGAGAUAUACUGUAGACGUUGAAAUAUGUGGCUGCCCAAGGAAUCACAAUAUACCUAUGUUUUAAUUCAUGCAUUGUAUGGCGAAGCGGUGUUGGGCCAUUGAAAGGUGACACUGCCUUUCUGAUUGCCUGUGGCAGCCAACUAUUCCAAUGUGUACGGCGGUUAAUGGUGUGUAAAGCUUGGAAUCCACUGCUAUGAAUCCAACACCAGCAAACUUUCAACAGCCAGCCCGAUACCCAUUUUUUCUGGUUCUUUUUCUUGACUGAAGGCUCUGGGAUUGCAAAGUCACAUUGCACCGAUCAGAGGUGAUGCUUCAUUAUGUGAGUGACUUUAAGUGUGGUCAAGGGAUAAUUAAACUACUCUGUUGAUUCAGAUUGGCUGCCUUCUUAUAGUGGCAGCAUCUGGUAUAGAAAAAACGUGCGCCUUCUGUCUGGCGGUGGGAGGAGAGACUGAAGGACCUAUCACCUGCACUGGUAAUUCGGCUUUCUAUUACUAGAAACAAGACAACUGCAGGCUAUGGCAACAAUCACAACUCACAGCAGUGGGUUCCCAGCUGAGUGUAAAGGUAUUCAGGGUUACACCUUCUUUACUCUCGAAUGUAUUCCUGACUGCCUUGUCACAACUCACAUUCCACAAUCGUAUCAAAAGUGGGUGCCAAAAUAUAUUUUUUGUGAUGCUAUUAUUUCCAUGCAAUAAAUGAUGGAAUUCAA